UGGGGUGGGGGCGCGCCGGGCUGGGGCAGUAGCCGUUGGCGGCCGUUGUUCUCGGGCUCGCGCUCGCUCGCUCGCCGCGAUGCCGCUGGAGUUCGAGCUGUGCCCGGGCCGGCGGGUCGGGGGGGCCCAGCCCUGCUUCAUCGUCGCCGAGAUCGGCCAGAACCACCAGGGGGACCUCGCCGUCGCCAAGCAGAUGAUCCGCAUGGUCAAGGAGUGUGGAGCAGACUGUGCCAAGUUCCAAAAGAGUGAACUGGAGCACAAAUUUAACAAGAAAGCCCUGGAGAGGCCCUAUACCUCCAAACACUCCUGGGGAAAGACUUAUGGAGAGCACAAGCGCCACCUGGAGUUCAGUCAUGACCAGUAUCGAGAGCUACAGAAGUAUGCAAAGGAGAUAGGCAUCUACUUCACAGCCUCUGGCAUGGAUGAGAUGGCGGUCGAGUUUCUGCAUGAACUGGAUGUUCCAUUUUUUAAAGUAGGAUCAGGGGACACUAACAAUUUUCCAUAUUUGGAAAAAACAGCAAAGAAAGGUCGUCCAAUGGUAAUUUCCAGUGGGAUGCAGUCAAUGGACACAAUGCACAAGGUUUAUCAGCUUGUGAAACCGAUCAAUCCCAACUUCUGCAUUCUCCAGUGCACCAGUGCUUACCCUCUUCAGCCUGAAGAUGUCAACCUCCGUGUGAUAACGGCUUAUCAGUCAGCCUUUCCAGAUAUCCCCAUUGGCUAUUCUGGACAUGAGACUGGCAUAGCCAUUUCAGUAGCAGCAGUUGCUAUGGGUGCUAAAGUAUUGGAACGCCAUGUGACUUUGGACAAAACAUGGAAAGGAAAUGAUCACCAGGCAUCCCUGGAGCCGAAUGAACUGGCAGAAUUAGUGAGAACAAUCCGUUUGGUGGAAAGAGCAAUGGGGUCUCCAGUAAAACAGCUCUUGCCCUGUGAAAUGGCCUGUAAUGAAAAGCUGGGGAAGUCUGUGGUGGCAAAAGUGACUAUCCCUGAAGGUACGGUGCUGGCUCUUGACAUGCUCACAGUGAAGGUAGGAGAACCUAAAGGAUACCUCCCAGAAGAAAUUUUUGAUCUGGUUGGCAAAAAGGUCAAAAUAAACAUUGAAGAAGAUGAAACAAUCACUGAGGAUGCAAUAGAAAAUCAUGUUAAAAAAGUGAAAUGCUAAAUGUAAGCAUUCACAUCUGUAUUAUUCAUAACAUGCUGUGCAGGACAAUACUGCAGCCAUACUCUUUGGAAUUAAUAGCAUGGUAGAUUAAAAAUGAAGGGAUUUAGGUAUGAGAAUCUGAACAGAAUUUCUAUUUCAUGUUGGCAAGAAUAUUUUCUGCGAACUCACAUGAAAUUAUGAACCCAGUUUUAUUAAAGUUGUGUAAUAUUGCGUUAAAAAAGGAUAUAAUCACCAAAGAGCCCGUUCAGAAGUGUCUUGUUUGCUGCUCAUUGUCAGGAUAUCACAGUAAUGGUUAGUUGGGUGAGAAGAUGUGUGUGGGUUUAUUUCAGUGAACAGUAAGUACUGGUUCCUUUUGGGAUGAUCUAGAUCUAAGCUGUCAAUAUGCGCAUACCAAUCUCAGUUGCACUAUCCUAGCAGAAACUUCUCUCAUUAGACAAUUAUGCAGUAAAUAUUCCUGGUGGCCAUUUUUUUUCUUAUAAACACCUUUCAAUCAGAUCGUCUGAUGCUAGAGACUGGAUUACAUAAGAAUGGCCAGACUGAAGGUGAACCUAACAGGUAAUGACGACGUGAACUCUCUCCUGCCAUCCAUUC
This is a messenger RNA of Gopherus evgoodei (Goodes thornscrub tortoise), 1750 nucleotides long. It is a transcript of the gene NANS, whose product is annotated as N-acetylneuraminate synthase. Gene Ontology annotation, molecular function: N-acylneuraminate-9-phosphate synthase activity. The record is from RefSeq and is a predicted model, not a curated record. Gene Ontology annotation, biological process: carbohydrate biosynthetic process. Bases 80 to 1159 code for a protein of 359 amino acids. Lineage: Eukaryota; Metazoa; Chordata; Testudines; Testudinidae. The transcript has 6 exons.